UUGAAUGCAUCACGGCAAAUCGCUGCGCGCGGGGCGAAUUGGUGACUCUUUUGUGUGUAUUUAUAGUUAACCCGUUAAAAAAAAAUGAGUGUCUGGAAAAGCAAGCAGGAGUAUUUGGCAGACUGAUAACACCACCGGUGAAUGGAGGUCACAGCAGACACGGAGUGAGACACGGAGGGGGAGAGGGAGGACGGACAGCGGCUAUCCGCCUUCAAAAAUGGCGUCUCCGGAGGAAAAUGAGUAAAAAUUAUUAAAACGCGGCCUGUUUCUUUACACUUCCUUGUUCGGAUUUUAGGAUAUUUCCUCAUUCUGGCGUCGUUUUAUCUAAAGUGAGCGGCUUUGUCGUGGCGUUUAGUCGAAUGGCUGUUAAAGAACAAAAAAAGGGGCGAGCGUAUUUGGGGAAAUAAUAGCAGCCCAGUUUUAUUUUGAUGCGUCGUUGCUGACAGCUAGCAUCUGCAGCUAACCCUUAGCUCCGCUCCGUGGAGGGGGUGGGAACGAUUUGCAUGCAGAGACAGAGAGAAGAAAAAAAAAGAAAAGAAAAGAGAUUUUCAAAUUGGGGCUUUCUUUGCUCGCCUAUGGGGAAUGAUUUGCAACCAACGCGGCCCCGAUCGCUAUCUUUUCUAGAGCUAGCAGCAUAGCCAAAACUAGCCCGAAGAAAGGGGAGGAGAGACGGAGAAAAAAGGGACGCGUUCAAGUCAAAUGUUUGAAAGCAAUUCGCCCAUCACCGACCGAAUCCUCUCCUCAUCAUGACCGUGACUGAUUUCAGACCAAAUCUGCAUUCGAGGAAAUGAUAAAUGUGAGAGGCGCAGGAAAAGGAGAAAGACUGGCUUCUUUUUUUGGAGGUGGUUGGAUUAUAACCCCGUAGACCCCCCUCUCUUUUUUCAUCCAGCUUUCUCCUCCUCCCCACCAUUUCUCUUUCAAUAUGCUGUUUUCCACUCCUGAGGACUUGCCUAUGAAACCGGGAAAAAUAGCUUGAAAACGGGAAAGACUGGAUUUUUCUUUUUUCUUUUUUUUUAAACCUCACCCCUGCUACGUUCUCGUCGCUUUCAUCCACCGUCGCUCGCGCUUGUGUACAAGGCAUAAAUGGAUAGAAAUUACCCGGGAACAGGAUUCGGUGAUUUGGGCGCAGGAGCAGGAUGGAGUUACGACAGAACGGCCAAAGCAAGUCUUGUCUAUGGGAGUUCCAGAUCAUCCCACCCUGAGUCUGAGCUCCUUCACAGACAAGCCUACGCCACCCCACACCCUCUGCAGGGCUAUGCUACCAAUCACCACCCAGGGAGCUCUGGCCAAGGCGGGGCUUGGGGAGCAGCUGGACGGAGUUUGGGUCUUUCGGGGCUUUUUGACACAGGCCUGCACCAUGCCAGCCCCUCAGCUCCUGAUGCCUCGGUCAUGAAUCUGAUCUCAGCCCUGGAGUCCCGAGGUCCCCAACCUCCACCCUCCGCCUCUUCCCUUCUUUCUCAGUUCCGCACGCCAUCCUGGCAGACAGCGAUGCACACACCUGCUCCUCCUGAGCUCUUCAUCUCUGGAGCCCUUCCUGGCUCUGGAUCUUUCCCUUCCUCUUCAGCUCUAUCGGCAUAUCAACAUCCAGCAUCUUUCUCCAGCCGCUCUUUCCCUGCUGCCUCCCUUUCCCUCCAAGACACACCCACAUUUAGUCCCACAUCCAAUGGUCUGCUCUCACCACAUGAUCCUCUAAUACACAUCAAAGCCCCUUCGCAGUCAAGUCUGGGUUUUGAUAGACUCCUUUCCUCACAAGGUGCUGCUGCUUACAGGGGCAGCCAGGAUCCCACGGGUGCAACGUCUGCCCAGGCGUCUUCUGCCAGACAUCUGCAGUCGCACCAGUUCAAUCUGCUGUCAUCUCAGCUGCAGGACCAGUCCUCCCAGCUGUAUAAUUCAUCAGUAUUUUCUUCAGCCCAACCCCAGUCUCAGUCCCAGUCUAACUCGGCUCAAGAACGGGCCGUGCCCCGGCAGGACAGCGUUAUUAAGCACUACCAGCGCCCAACGCCGUCUCAGUCACAGCUCUCAUCCUCAGCUGCUCACUCUCUUCAGCACUAUCUCAGCUGUGGAGGGGCAGGGUAUCAACAAAUCGCCACCCACCACAGGCAUGCCAGCCUUUCUUGCAGCCCAUUAGGUGACCAGAGCCCCUCAUCUGAUCGUAAGCCCACCACUCGCACUGAGCAGUAUCGGCCAAUCAUUCAACCUCCCUAUUCCUCCUCUUCCUCCUCUUCUUCCUCAGCUGGGAAAGGUACCAAAAGUAGUUCUAGUAGUGGCUAUUCCUCUGGUAGUUCUGCAUCAUCCUCAAGAACUCCUCACACCCCUCCAUCAGCUUCCUCUACCUCUUCUUCUUCAUCUUCUUCUUCAGCCACUUCCGGUGCUCAUCCUUCUAACUCGAUUCCCACCUCCAGCUCGAGUGCAGCUCCUUCUAGGCAGCAGCCGCCUCCUCAAGCAGCUCAACCUCCUCCUACUCCUCAGCAGCAACAGCCCCCUGCCACAUCCACUUCAGCUCCACAGUCUCUCCCCAAAUCUUGCCUCUCUGGCUAUGGUUCUCCUGUGCCCCCAGUGAAGACCCCUACCUCUGCUCUUACUGGUCAGACUCCACCCCAACAGCAAACACAAUCCUAUUCUCCUAACCAGCCCCCAACAUCCCACCUGGCACAGUCUUAUGGAGGCUUUAAUUCACCUCAAGCUCAAGACUUGAGCUCUGGUACAGGUGGAAAAGGCUAUGGGAGUUUAGGGCGAAGCCAUUCAUAUUCCACUGAUAUAUAUGGAGCUGAUUCUGCUUAUGGAUCACUUCCAUCUUCUCUAGGUGGAGCUGGCAGCCCGUCAUUAGGCUAUGGAGCUCCAGGCCACUCACCUGCUCUUUUAAGAUCAAGUGGUUCAUCAGGUAGUGGAGCAUCUGGCGGAGGAAGCAGCAGCGGCACAGGGAGUGGAAACUCUGGGUCAGGAGGUGGAGCUGGAAAUGGUUUGACCAAUGAAAGAGGCGGAGGUGGUAGUGGUGGAGGCUCUUUUCAUAUUCCAGACUCCAGCCCUUCCCCUUCCGGCAACUCUGGCAUCAUUCGUCCAGGGUUGCACUCUCCAGUUCCCACUUGCCCCACUCAGUCUCCAGGAGGCGCAGGCUCAAAUAAAUACAUUUCCUCAGUUCUUUCACCCACUUUCCUAGCCUCCCCACAAGGCUUUCCAGACACCAGGGGCCCCACCUCCCAACCUCAACCAUAUCAUUCUAACUCGUCUAAAUCAAAGGCAGACACUUCCAUGUUAGGAGUGGGCUCUCAGAGAUCUCAAGAGGAAGUGGAUGAUGAUGAGGAGUUCUUGAUUCAGCACCUGCUUCAAGCUCAAGCGAGCCCUGCUCCUCAGGCUUCUCAUCACCAUGCACAGCAACAGCCACAACAGACAUCUCAGCAAACACAGCCCCAGCCCCAGUCAGUACCCCCAACCAGUGACUCAAACAAAGGGAUGAGUUAUGACAUGGGCAAGACUUCUGAGGAGAGGUACCACCCCCAGAGCGUUAUACGUACCCACAGUGCCACGUCCAAUGCUGGGGUAGGAAAUGCAGGUUCUGCGGCGUCCAUUUCUGGGCUGGAGAACCAGCUAGAGAUGUCACUAAAGAAACAGCAGCAUCAACAGCACCACCUUCAACAGCCACAAAGAAAUGACAGAUCUGUUGGGGGCAGCAGAAGCAGUGGUGGGAGAAGCAGCACGGAACAGGUACAUUCCCACCUCCAUCACCAUGACAACCUUGGCUCUGUUGUUCACUAUGGUCGGGGUGACCCUUACUCCCAGCACUCCCUUGCUUCUCAGCACUCAUCACAUAGCCAACACGUGUCCUCACACUCGCAGAUGCCACCUCACACUCAAAUGGAGCUUCAGAAGAAGCCACAGGAGCGCACACAAGAGAUCCCAUAUCCUCGGAAAACACCGGAACUCCAACAGCAGCAUUCUCAGUCUCAGGCUGCCGUGUCCCUCCUGGACUCCCCCACGGAUCAGUCUUGUCAGCCACCACACCUGCUGCAGUCUGUGCUGUCUCACACCACCCGGAACAAACUGGAGCCACAUCAGCCACACCACAAGAUGGACUCUCAUCAUCAACACCAACAGCAUCACAAAAUGGAUUCUCACCCAACACAUCAGCCACAUUCAAAAAUGGACUCCCACCCUCAGCAUCAGCAGCACCAUAAAAUGGACUCUCAUCCCCAACAGCAGCAGCACUCUAUUGGCCAGCAACAAGCUGUGAUGGAAGGAGCUGGUGGGAGGCUUGGAUCAAGUAAACAUCAGGCUCAGUCUCAGUCCCAAGCCACCCAGCUCCAGCUUCAGCUGCAGUCUCAAGCUUUGGAAGUGGCAGCAGCUCAUUACAAUCAUGGUCCACAUCAGCACGACCAGAGCCAGGUCAAACAAAGCUCAGUUGUCUCCUCGUUGGACAUGCUGGAGCGCUCCCUUUCUCAGACCUCAAGCUCCGAUGUUGGUGUUGCAGAAGACAGACAUGGUGGACCAGGCAGUGCAGGGAGGAGUGGCGGUAGCACUGAGCGUCACAGACAACCGCAGCAGGAGCCACAGAGGCAACACGCUUCCCACCAUCAGCCACAGCAAACCCACCACUCACAGCAACACUCAGCCCCCGAACUCCAUUCUUUCCUCUCAGAGCCCGAUAUCGGCUUGUCCGCCCAGUCUCACAUGCACCACCUUUCACAACAUCACGCACAGCAGCAGCAACAGCACCCAACCUCUCAGCACCAACAAACCCACUCCCAUCACCCUCACACUCAACCCCACCCUCAGCAGCAGCCUUCUCAUCCUCACCAUAUACCUCCACCUUCUGCAUCAACUCACCCCCAGUCUCAGCCUGACCCACAGCAACCACUCUCAAGCCAGCUCCCUCCUCAACAGAGCCAGCUGGACCAACAGCGCUCAGAACAGCACCAGUUUGACACAGUCAGUCCAGUAGAGAAAGCGGACCAAAAUCCGCAAAGCAAUCGGUUUGUACCUUUAACUUCUAUCUGCUUCCCUGACUCCCUCCUUCAAGAUGAGGACCGCUCCUUUUUCCCAGGAAUGGAAGACAUGUUUUGUGCUGAAGACUACAAAUCAAGCUGUGCUGGUGGUGCAGGACCUGGGCAGGAGGAGAUGAAUGAAGGCCACCCUGGGCAAGAAGGAAUGGAUUCACUAAAAGCUGGACAAAAUGCAGCAGGAGCUGGAGGUAGUGGUGGACCGAGCUACGAUAUAAUGGGCCACCAUGGUGGAGAUCAGGCUUAUGAACAAUACUGUCAUGGUCUGGAAGAAUCCAGCAACAACACUAUGACUUUGGAUCUGGACUCUCUUAAAACACAUGAGCUUCCUUCCACUGUCAACACAGAACAGUUAGGCUUGAUACAGUCCCAGGCCCCAGCUAUGGGUAUGGGCUCCAAUUCAGCUGGUCCAAACAACUCUGAAGCUAAACUGUCCUCAGGUCCUGGAGGAACUGGCUCAGGAACAGGUUCUGGAGGCCUUCAGUCUCCAAUUUUUUGCUCAUCUCGUCCUAAAAAGCUCCUCAAAUCCAGCUCUUUCCAUUUGCUGAAAGAACGCAGGGACCCCAACACACUGCCUAAGAAAAGUUACGCUCAAGAAUAUGAGUUUGAGGAUGAUGAGGAUAAAGCUGACCAGCCUGCUGAUAUCAGGUUGAACAGCCGCCGACUGCCUGACCUUUUACCAGAUUUAGUGUCCAGCUGUAGAAAGGGAGGAGGUGGAUCACUCAGCCCUUUAAUGGGUGACAUUGAUUUUUACCACACUUCUAGCUACUCCUCCAUGGGUUCACACUCUAUCCUGCCUCCGGAUGGGCCUAAAAAACGAGGCCGAAAGCCCACUAGGCCAAAAAGAGAAGGUCCCCCUAGGCCAAGAGGCAGACCUCGUAUCCGCCCUAUGCCUGAGCCCUACACUCCACGAGGCAUGAUGUCUGAUAUGGCUGGAUCAACAGUUGGAGCCGGGUUCAACGUGGAAGGACGAGGCAGGGGUAGAGGCCGCGGAAGUCGAGGAAGAGGAGGAAGGAGGGAGGAUAUGUACAUGGAAAUGAGCGGGAAGGAGCAGGAUCAGAUGCAUGCACAUCAUCUCCAUCAGCAGCAGUCACAGCAGCUCCAUCAUCAGCCUCAACAGCAGCAGCAUGAGCCCAUCCCACCUCUCAAGAUCAAGUUGCCAGUUGGUACUCUGCCCUCCUCUGACGCCUUACUGAGGACAGACUCUUUGUCUGGCACCGACCCUGCUUUGUCAGACGGUUCCGUUGGCUCAGCUCCCUCACUUGGUUUAAGUCCUGGACCCCCUUGCAGCACUGAGAGCGCUAGAAGCCAGGACAAGAACAAACAGAAAAGCCAGAUGAUAAGUGACGGAAUGGAUGAAGAGGGAUUGGACGAAAGGGGGGAUGAGAAAGAUUCUGAGUCUAAAGCUGGGUUUGUUGCUUCAUUCUUGGACUUCCUCAAGUCAGGGAAGAGACCCCCAGGGUUGGACAUCUCACCAGGAAUGGAACCUGACAAUGGUGAAACAUCUCCCUGUAAAUCAGGGGGUCUGCGCCCACUGUCUCCAGCACCUCCUCCCCCACCACCACCGCCUCCAUUUGGGGAUGGUGAAGGCAGCGGGGGUUUGGCCCUGGGCAACUGUCCCAGUCCCAAGCGCUUAGAAGAUGAGCUAAAGAGGAACCUGGAGACUUUGCCAUCUUUCUCCUCUGAUGAGGAGGAUUCAGUUGGAAAGAAUCAGGACCUUCAGAAGAGCAUCUCCUCAGCCAUUUCUGCUCUUUAUGACACUCCUCAACUAACCUCAAACAUCCAGACUCCUCUACCACCUCCUUCACCUCCUCAAUCUAUUCAGGCUCCUCUUACCCCCACAUUGCAGCCUCCCACACUUAGUCCACAGCCAUCUGUGGUAACCCCUCACUCCCAGCCCGAGUCUAAUGAACCAGAAGUUCUACCACCAGAAGAUGGGGAGAUGGAAGAGAGCAAGGAGGAGGAGAAUGAGGAGGAAAGAAGCACUGAAGAGGAUGAAGAAACCGAUUUAACAGAAGAGAGGGAACCACAGCUGGAAACCCUGAGUGUUCCUAAACUUGAUGAUCCUCUUCCAGAGAUUCCACCCGAGCCAGAAACUCCAGAACCACCUUAUGUUCCACCAUCUCCUGCUUCAUCCUCUUCUCCUUCCCAUUCUCCCCUCCCUCCCCUCUCUCUCCCCUCGCCUCCACCUCCACAAGAGGAGCAACAGGAGGAUUCCCAGCCUUCAAGCCCUGUUGCGCCUACAUCUCCUUCUCCAUCAUCACCGCCACCUCCUCCCCAACCUGCUGCAGUCGCUCAGCCUGCCACUCCUCCUCCAGCCUCCCCUCCUCCCCCACCCUCUACUCAUAAGGAGUCUCCCACACCGUCCCCGGAGUCUCCUGCCUCUCCUGAGGAGCCUCCAGCUCCUAAGAUCACCUCGCUGCACCUCGCCCAGAAACAAGAAGAUGCAGCCAUUGUUGGAGAGAGUGAGGAGGACGAGAGCGAGAGUGGAGGAGAGGGCAUCUUCAGAGAAAGAGAUGAGUUUGUGGUGCGGGUGGAAGACAUUCGAACACUCAAGCUGGCUCUGCAGACCGGCCGCGAACCUCCACCUAUCUGGAGGGUGCAGAAAGCCCUGCUGCAGAAGUUCAGCCCAGAGAUCAAAGAUGGACAGAGGCAGUUCUGUGCUACGAGCAACUAUCUUGGCUACUUUGGAGAUGCUAAGAGGCGGUACCAGAGAAUAUAUGUGAAGUUCCUGGAGAAUGUCAACAAGAAGGACUAUGUCAGAGUUUGCUCUAGAAGACCUUGGCGUCGAACUGCACCGGGCCUCAGGCGACAGUCCCUCUCAAGAAUGGCGUCCCCUCCUGCUGCCCAGGCACCACCAAGAGUAGUGGAAAAAGAGGAGCGCAUAGCUCCUCUACCAGUCCAGCGUGAACAGAAGGAAAAAUCAAAAACGACAUUGACAAAAGAACACGGAGAGAAAAAAGAGGCUGCAGCUGCUGUGCCAAAAGCCAAGGAGAAGGAGAGGGACCAGGAGAAGGAGAAGGUAAAGCGUGUACAGCCACAGCAGGAGAAGGUGGAGAAACGAGUGCAGCAGGAGAAGGUGGAGAAACAAGUGCAGCAGGAGAAGGUGGUGAAACGAGUGCAGGUGGAGAAACGAGUGCAGCAGGAGAAGGUGGAGAAACGAAUGCAGCCACAGCAGGACAAGGUGGAGAAACGAGUGCAACCGCAGCCGGAGAAGGUGGAGAAGCGCGUACAGCCACAGCAAGACAAGGUGGAGAAGCGCUUACAGUCGCAGCAGGACAAGGUGGAGAAGCGCGUACAGCUGCAGCAGGUAAAAGCAGAGAAGCGAGGGCAGCCACAGCAGGAAAGAGGAGAGAAGCGAAUACAACAACAGCAGGAGAAGGUGGAGAAACGUGUGGGGACAGCGGAACGUGGUAGAGCAAAAGACGACAAGAAAACAUCAGAAAGGAAAGAGAAGGAAAAGUCUGAACGACCACCCAAGUUCAAGCCACCAAAAGUGAAGGCUGAGCCCCCACCCAAGAAGAGGAAGAAGUGGCUGAACGUACCUUCGUCAGUACCAUCAUCGUCUGACUCUGACUCAUCUGAUGAGGCGGCUAGUGAAAAUGAAAUGCCAGUGAAGGGCGGAGUGAACAACCGCGCCAUGAGAGAGAUGUUCAGGAGCUACGUGGAGAUGCUAGUAAGCACAGCCCUAGACCCAGACAUGAUCCAAGCCCUGGAAGACACAGACGAUGAGCUCUACCUCCCCCCAAUGAGGAAGAUUGACAGCAUCCUGAGUGACCAGAAGAGGAGGUUGUUGAGGAAAGUCAGCAUGAGUUCUCAACACCAGGAGGUUCUGCAUGCUUACCCCCAAAUAAUGGCCGACACAUUGGGCACAGGAGUAGUGAGGGUGCGACUUAGCGGUGACGCUUACAAUCGAAAGACCCUCAACAGAGUCAAGAAGACCCUGCCUAAACCACAGGACCUAAAACUGUCAUCUGAGAUGUACCGUGUGUACAGUCUGUACCACUCUCUGCAUCACUAUAAAUACCACACCUUCUUACAGUGCAAGAAAGAGACCAACACCAUCGAGCAGGCAGCUGAGGACCCAGGCCAAGAGGAAGUGGUGCAGCAGUGCAUGGCCAACCAGAGCUGGCUGGACACCCUCUUUAGCUCCUUUAUCGAGCUGCUUACACUCAGCACUAAAGCCUGAGUUAGCCUCGUGAAGAGACCCUGUGAGCUGAAAUGGGAGGAUUUAAAUUAAUUGAUGGAUCCCACUGUACAGCCCCCAGACUCUCUUUAAACCUCUUUCGAUCCGAGGACGUUUUGAAGCCUUUGACAAACACGGAAGGGUUUGUUGAGGUGACCUUGGACACUGGCCGUUUUUCUUUUCUUGUUGGAUCAGUCGCUAAAGAAACGUCUUUGUGAGAGUUGGACCCCAGCAGAUGAGGGGCUCACCGGAGGCUCAAGAGAGAACUGAUCAUUGAUGAAAAUGGGGAGCUACAUUUUUGGAUGGACAUAAAGGAGGAGCCGUAACGCCAAGUCGAAGGAGGAGCCACUGACGUCUUGUUACAUGUGUGUCAUAAAGACAAUAGAUCAGAGAAAAAAAUGCUAUUACUGCUUAGUUUUUACAUAAAUUAUUUUUUUGAAAAAAACUAACAUCAGCUGUCGGCUUUUGAAAAGAGUGGAAGAAGGCGAGAAUGCUUUUUAAACUGCGUGUAGAGUGUGCCGUGAGCAGCGUGAUCAUGGGCACGUCCAGGAAUAAAGAAAGUGUUAAACGCUCCCUCUCUCUGUUGUCGUAUGCAGGGCAGCACCAGUCAGCUGUGUGAUAAUAUAUAAACACAUUUUUAUUAUUUAUAUAAGGAGGUUUUUAACUUAAACUCUCACAAGCGCUGGUUUGCUGUCCUAACAUUUUAAAAAGCUUUUUAUUUUCCACAGGAUCAGUAUACAAUCAUAACCCACAUAUCCAAGUUGUCUUCCCCUCUAUACGAAAAGAACAGACCUUGAGACAGAAAUAUUGUAUUAAAUACAGUGGGUGUAAAAUAAAGAAAAAGACGAGCAAAAGACAAAAAAAGAAUGGCAAAAAAGUUAUUUGAAACUUAACAUUGUUGUGCUUCAGUUCAAUCAUCAUUCAUGCAGGUGCAAAGAAAAAACUAUCCCUUUCCCAUAUGGGAAGGAGGAGUAUAAAUAAGUAAUAUUUAAAGAGAAAAUAGUCAUUUCAUUUUUAUCAUUUUGAUGUCUGUGCAUACUAUGACUUAUUUUGAAAAACAAUCCAAUUUUCCAUAAAAAAGGAAAAAAAAAGAUGUGUAAAUAUUGUACAGUUCUUGAUGAAAUUCUUUGUCCUUCUGUACAUUAACUCCUGUAUUUGAAAAACGAAUAAAAC
Messenger RNA from Nematolebias whitei (Rio pearlfish), 10353 nucleotides. It is a transcript of the gene prr12a, whose product is annotated as proline rich 12a. The record is from RefSeq and is a predicted model, not a curated record. NCBI's taxonomy places the organism in Eukaryota, Metazoa, Chordata, Actinopteri, Cyprinodontiformes, Rivulidae. The transcript is spliced from 15 exons. Bases 1084 to 9183 code for a protein of 2699 amino acids.